AUGCCAAGCCUUGCCAUUGUGCUCCCCACCAAACUCAAUUUCAUCAAACUAAAAGUCGUCGCUAAAAGUGAAGACAGAUUUCGCCUCAGGAAGCGGAAGACGCGCACUCUGCUCUGCGGCUCUCCCAAUAACCUACGUUUUAACAACAGCUUGCUUAUUACCUUCAUAGACGUGUUGCCCCCGCGCUUACUCCCGUUCAUGGGAGAUGGGAACGCAGAGACGCGACUCGACGGUGCCACCGGGCCACGACUAGGGGGAAGCUUUGCGCCAGCCAACCCGCCAUAUCACAAGAGAAACAGCACCGGUAGCACAGGGCUGUCGAGCUCAUUCCUGUCCCGGUUCACUUUCUCGCGCAUGAAUCCUCCCGACACCUCGAAAACCACACAUGGCAAGGCCGAAGGCGAAGAGGAAGCCGACGGAGAUGAGAGCGGUGGUGGCAGCGACAGCAUGCGGACGACGGGCCAGCAGGCUGGAGUGCAGCGGUUAAAGGUACCGGAUAGGGCUAUGGCUAGCGUUCUGAACCAGCAAAGGAGAAAGACACGGAGAAGGAAAGGUUCGUUGAGGAAGACGGCUUUGCUUGGGACAGGUAUAUUGCGGAUGGAAGGCAAGGAGAGGUUUGCUAGUGGUGGGACAACGCUGAAGCGAGCAACGGGGAUAUUUCUUGACCAGUAUGACGGCACGGCAGACAUGGAGGAGGGUAAGAGUAGAGGGAAAAAGGAGGUUGGAAAUGAUGGAGAUAUUGAUCGUAAAGUUGGCUCUGUUGGCUCACAGGGUAAUCAGCAGUUAUCUCAGCUCCAGCGGCGGCUCUCAGCGUCAUUCGAGGACGGCGAGUCUACUCCUCGACGAAGCUAUAGUCAUUCGAAUACGCUUGCCGUGGAUCAUGACGAUUCCCCUUCUGCAUCUCCCUCUCCCUGGAACCAAAACCGGCAGCAGCAGGAACAGCAAUUGCGACGCUCCCUGAUAAACAAUGGUUCUUUCUCAAGUACCACGCAAGAAGGACAGUCCAGCGCAGCAAACUCCGUCCAAGAUGAUGCUACAACAGAUGAUGAGGACGGACUCUCUCUACCACGACUGAAUACCUCAAACUUCUCUCGCCUGUCAACCAAAACUAGCAACAGCAGUAUAUCCACGUCUCCCAUAAUCCCUCCUCUGCAUAUGCCAUUAUCGGCUCUACAAACAGCUGCAUCCUCUAGUUCUGACUCGUUCUUCAAACAUCCGGGCUCCAUGGCGCAGAUCUCACGCUCAGCUUCUCAGCGUAUUCGAUCCCCGCUAGCAACUUCGAACACUGCCGAAAUCACCAGCCCGUCAGAGAUCUGGGACUACUCUGAGACCGAGUGGUGGGGGUGGAUUAUACUGAUAGUUACCUGGUUGGUGUUUGUUGUCGGCAUGGGCAGCUGUCUUGGAGUCUGGAGUUGGGCGUGGGAUGUUGGAGAGACUCCUUAUGCACCACCUGAGCUGGAGGAUGAUGCCACUCUUCCGAUCGUAGGGUAUUAUCCUGCCCUGAUCGUUCUGACAGCUGUUAUGGCCUGGGUUUGGGUAAUAGUUGCUUGGGUGGGCAUGAAAUAUUUCCGACACGCAAAUAUUUCGGGGGACGAUACGUGA
Nannizzia gypsea CBS 118893 is the source of this 1602-nucleotide messenger RNA. RefSeq lists its product as hypothetical. NCBI's taxonomy places the organism in Eukaryota, Fungi, Ascomycota, Eurotiomycetes, Onygenales, Arthrodermataceae. The transcript has a single exon. The record is from RefSeq and is a predicted model, not a curated record. Bases 1 to 1602 code for a protein of 533 amino acids.